AUGCACAUUCCCACUCUUAUACUGUCCCUCUGGAGUCUGUUCCUCCACCACUCUACUCAGUGCUCAAUGCAUGCAUCCAAGCGACGGAAGGGUCUUUCUCGCAAAGUUCAUGUCUCUGGCUUCAGCUAUACUGGAGAACAACACAAUGAAGUUUUAUCCCAGGCAGCAGUGGCCCGCGAACGCACCGCAGGUCAAGAACGCUACCGUCUCAACAUUACUGGUCUUAGUCAAGAUACCCUCAAUGUCCUUGGUGAAAUACGCACUGAACUGCCUCAUGAAGACUUUAUAGCCACGGACGCCAUGGACCACGAUGGGCAAAACGGAGACUGGGAACCCAUACCUGAGUCUUGGAACAAGGACGAGACGAUUGUGCAUGCAAUUCGCGACUUUGUUGAUCACCGUGUAGAGGCCUUUAGCAAAGUAAUAUGUGACUCAUACAAGAUGACAUUAUCGCACAAUGUUAGCGGGCGCAUUCGACAUCUACUUAACUAUGGUCCACUCCAUCGAGAAAAAGCAAAAAGGAUGCUACAAGUAGGUGAUCGUCAGCGUGGAGAUAUGAGGGAGUAUGCCAACAGCGACUACAUGCUUCCUCAGCCUUACGUCAAUCAGUUCGCAAAUGAAGUUUGGUUGCAACCAAUGCCUGCGGACACUUCAGAGCCUGAGGAUGUUGUUCCUGCUAUUGGGAAUGACGAUGAUGCUGACACCGAGGACUCAUCACGACAAGUAAUGUCUUCCGAUUGCAGCAAGAACUGGAAGGCUGCCGCCGGUGAAGAGAAGAAACAGAUGUGGAGUAUUUUCGAUGAGACUGGCCUCUUUGUUGCUGCCUGUCGUCAUGGCCUCCUAUUGUGGGUGACUGACAUGGUGCGCAGUGGUGAACUUGCAAAGUACCCUCUCGCCAUCAUUUCCAAAAUUCUCGAGGUUCUUGGUGAGCACAAUCUUGGGGCUUACGACAUUGGCUGUGGAUUCGCAUUGACUAUCAGCUCGAGUAGCCUUGGGGAAGCAUUCAAGAAGCAAGGAUGCCACAUGUCUUCCUCAACUUAUUCUUCAAACAAUGGGAUGAGGACAAGUACCUCAACCUCGCUACCAUGA
This is a messenger RNA of Suillus bovinus, 1089 nucleotides long. RefSeq lists its product as uncharacterized. Lineage: Eukaryota; Fungi; Basidiomycota; Agaricomycetes; Boletales; Suillaceae. The record is from RefSeq and is a predicted model, not a curated record. Bases 1 to 1089 code for a protein of 362 amino acids. The transcript has 7 exons.